UCUCUGCCAGCCCAGAGAGACGGAGUGAAAAAGAAAUGUUUCCAAUAAUACCAGGGCUGUCUUUCCCCGGCUGCUCUGUUUUGCUGUCUGUUAUUGUCUGAAAUCUGUCUGUUUCCCACCAGACUCUGGGCAACAAAGGUGCAGGGGCCUGUGUAGCAGCUGGCGGCCCUGCUGGCUCUUACCUGCUCUCUGAGUUUGGGUCCCGGGCUGUGUGCUCAGACUUGACCAUGUUUGGGCAUGGAGGCUCGCUCCAGAUGAGGACCAAAGGCCGCUUCCCUGGAGAUGGCCCGGGAGGCCGUGCUUCCUGCUGGAGCUCUGGGGCCUCUUUUAGGGUGGGGGCCAGGCAGAAAGAAACUGUCUGCCAGCUGAAACUCACAGGGGACCCGGGAGACUAGAUGACCACUUCCCCCAGUGAAGAUGGGGAAAAAGCUGGUGAUGGCUCAGAAGCGGGGAGAGACUCGAGCCCUUUGCCUGGGUGUGGCUAUGGUGGCGUGCGCCGUCAUCACCUACUACAUCCUGGGCACCACCGUGCUGCCCCUCUACCAGAAAAGCGUGUGGACCCAGGAAUCCACAUGCCAUCUGAUUGAGACCCACAUCAGGGACCAGGAGGAGCUGGAGGGCAAGAAGGUGCCCCAGUACCCGUGCCUGUGGGUCAACGUGUCAGCCGUGGGCAGAUGGGCCGUGCUGUACCACACAGAGGACACUCGGGACCGGAACCAGCAGUGCUCCUACAUCCCAGGCAGCCUGGACAACUAUCCGGUGGCCCGGGCCGACGUGGAGAAGGUGAGAGCCAGAUUCCAUGAACGCCAGGUUUUCUACUGCUUCCGGACAAGUCGGGAGAACGAGACCAGCGUCCUGUACCAGCGCCUCUAUGGGCCCCAGGCCCUCCUCUUCUCCCUCUUCUGGCCCACCUUCCUGCUGACCGGUGGCCUCCUCAUUAUCGUCAUGGUGAAGAUCAACCAGUCCCUCUCUAUCCUGGCGGCCCAGAAGUAGACCCAUCUAUGCCACACCAUGCCAGGACUGAGCCCCAGGGGGCUGGGGAGCCCCAAGACCACUCCUCACUUGUAUAUCCAUGCUCCUCCCGCCGCCUUUCCACUCUAUCCCUCCGAUCCAUCCUGUCUGCCAUCGCAUGGUUCACUCUUGGAAAAUCCCUUUGUUAAGUCAUGUCCUGCUCAAGAAUGUGCAAUGGCUCCCUAGUGCCUAGGAGGAUACAAGGCCAGCCUGUUACAGUUCUCCAUUACCUGCCCCCACUCAGCUGACCCAACCCUGUUUCCCCCUGUGCAACUGUUC
Trichechus manatus latirostris (Florida manatee) is the source of this 1290-nucleotide messenger RNA. It is a transcript of the gene KCNMB1, whose product is annotated as potassium calcium-activated channel subfamily M regulatory beta subunit 1. The transcript is spliced from 4 exons. Gene Ontology annotation, molecular function: calcium-activated potassium channel activity; potassium channel regulator activity. Gene Ontology annotation, biological process: potassium ion transport; detection of calcium ion. NCBI's taxonomy places the organism in Eukaryota, Metazoa, Chordata, Mammalia, Sirenia, Trichechidae. The record is from RefSeq and is a predicted model, not a curated record. Gene Ontology annotation, cellular component: voltage-gated potassium channel complex; membrane. Bases 418 to 993 code for a protein of 191 amino acids.